AUGGCAGUGCUUUGCACAACCCGCCCUCAUUAUGUGCGCUGCAUUAAGCCGAACGACAUAAAAGAGAGGUUUUACUUCGAGCCGAAACGGGCUAUUCAGCAGUUGCGAGCUUGUGGAGUUUUAGAGACUGUGCGUAUUUCCGCCGCGGGUUUUCCCACCAGAUGGACAUACGAAGAAUUUGCACGUCGCUAUCGCGUCCUCUAUCCCGAGGGAAAAGCGAUAUGGCGAGAUAAGCCGAGGAUGUUCGCUGAGAAAGCAUGUCACAAAUGUCUUGAGGAAGGAAAAUUUGCCCUCGGGAAGACUAAGAUCUUUUUCCGUACCGGUCAAGUGGCACUGCUGGAGCGUAUUCGAGUGGAAACCCUCAGCGUAUCGGCAACUAUCAUUCAGUCGUGGUGGCGUCGAUUUGUUGCCAGACGAAAGUAUCUUGUUUUACGGAAAAGCUUGCUCACGAUCCAGGCUGCCACAAGAGCGUUUCUUGCUGUCAGACGUCUGUUUUACCUGCAAAUGUAUCGAGCCGCUAUUGUUAUUCAAACUUCCUACCGGCGACACGUCUGCGAGAGCCGUUACCGUAAACUGCGUUGUGCCGUUGUCGCCAUUCAGUCUCAUUUUCGUGCCUCCAAAGUCCGUGCGUAUGUGCAGAAGUUACGCUUCGAGAGUUCGGCAGUCAUUAUACAGAAGUAUUGGCGUGGUUACCUAGCCCGACGCGAAGGUAUCGAGUUCCGACGUAAGGUUGUGCUGGUUCAAUGUUGCGUACGGCGAUGGUUGGCGAAAAGACGUCUUCGAGAACUCAAGAUCGAGUCGCGAUCAGUCGUCCAUCUGCAGAAGCUGAACACUGGCCUUGAGAACAAAAUUAUUGAUUUGCAGAUGAAACUUGCAUUGAUGACGUCUGAGCGCAAUCGGCUUGCGUCAUCUGAAGAAAGAUUGCGUUCAGAAAUAGCAGCACUUGAGGUAGAAAGAUCUGAAUGGAGGCUCUCUGCAACUCAAAAGGAAGAGGAAUUAGCCUUAGAAGUGGAACGGCUCGAGACCGAAUGUGAUGUCAAAGAGGCGCAAAAGGGAGAGCUGGAAACUAAGAUACAUGAGUUGACAUCUCGGCUAGAUCAGAACAAAGUUGAGACGGCGUUGAAGAUCUCAGAAUUAAUGGAUGAAUUGAAAACGACAUCCAUAAACGCAACUACUGCCGAGGAUGAUCUUAAGAAAACGCGAACUGCUCUAGCAGCAGAAAGCGAACGUCGUGCUGGAAUGGAACAUGAAUUGAGUAUGAUGCGCGAUCAGUUGCUCCAAAACGCGAAUCUUCUCGCUUCUUCCCAUCUCAGUAGGAGUGGCAGUAUGAGGAGCGAUAAAGAACGACAGCCUUUCUCUCUAAUGGGACCGGACGGAAAUUCUGUUUCUCUGGGUGGCGGCUCUAGCGAUAUGGAUGAAAUCGCCCUCAUACUUGGUCAACAGCAAAUGAUAAAUGGUCUACGCAUGAGAGCUGAGCAACACCAGAGAGAAAACGAACGUUUGCGAAAUUUAAUUGAAGCUAGUUCGCUGGUGGACGCAAUUGAAAAGAGAUCUUCCUUGCGUUCUUUUGAAUCUCACAAACUUCAGGAGACUGAAACAGCAUAUUCGCGACUGAAACUCGAGCUUGAACGCUUGGUUGAGGAAAAGGCUGAUGGUGGGCUAGAGAACAUGAACGUUAAGCUUCUACUCGAUCGCAUUAUGGAAGACAAUGACAGACUUCGUGAAGAAUCAGCGGAAUUGCGAGCUAUGCUUUCGACACGAUUUGAGAGACAAUCGGCGGUAGCAGGCGGUUCCCCUCGACCGGACUCCGGCCAUUGGUCGGCUGGACAUUCGGAUGAUGGCAGUUCGGAUCUCGACGAAGAUUUAUGCAAGGAGAGGCAAUGUCGUCAGUUGAAAGCCCUCGCAGAGAAUUUGAAUCGUGUGGUUAUCGAUCGGAACCGAGAAAUCGAAAAGCUGGAGAAGCGACUCUUGGAAACAACUCCUACAUUCGUAAGUCCUUCUUCGAAUUAUUCCAUGCUCACUGCAGACCGUAGUUGGUGGAGCUCACCACUCACACCAACCCCUUCCAAAUGUGGUUCACGUUCACUUGCCGACCGUCUCGAAGACAUCUGCAAGGCUGCACUUUACACGGCACCUUCUGCGAUCGCCGUAUAUCUUGCUUACAAGAAGGGAUAG
Cooperia oncophora is the source of this 2175-nucleotide messenger RNA. Lineage: Eukaryota; Metazoa; Nematoda; Chromadorea; Rhabditida; Trichostrongylidae. The record is from the annotation of a GenBank genome assembly.